UGUGCUGCCGCCCGGCGCCACACGACAGACGCCCACAGCAUCACGCCCAUAAUUAACCAGAGGUAUAAUUAACUCGGCCAAACACCAGGUUAUUAACGCCCAAGAAUUUACCGAACUGCCCAUCAUCUCUACCUUCGCGGCCUAUAAAUUGCGGCUAACCGGCGCACAUCUAAGUUUACCAAAACCGGCGGGUAGCGAACCACCGGAGCUCAACUGACAUACCAAACCCACCGCCCCUCCACCUCCCAAACAAAUCCCUGAUCAUGUCGACGGCGGCAGCAUCUCGGCCCAGCGGCCCCGUCCUUUUGAGUCCCAUUCCCAACUACCAACGCGCAUCUCUCUCCCGUGUCAACCUCUCCGCCGGCGGCUCGACGAUCAAGUCCGUCAGCGUCUCGUCUCCCCCCUCCUCGCCCACCGCCGCCCCCAAGAUCCGUCGUUCCUCCUGCAUGUGCUCCCCGACGAACCACCCGGGCUCCUUCCGCUGCAGCCUCCACAAGGAGCGCAAGCAGGAGGCCCCGGCCGCCGGCAGCUGCAGCAAGCCAUCCUCCCCGCCUUCGCCGCCGUCGAGGCGCACGGCCAGCCCGUUCGCGCAGCUCGUCUCCGGAGGCAGCGGCUGCUCUAUGCGCCCGGACAGCGGGCUGGCGCGGCGCGCCCCCAUGGGGAGCGGGCACUGGGCGCGCAGGGCGCUGGCGCCGUCCCCCGCAGUGCAGCAGCUGCAGCACCGGAAGCGCGUGGACCUGCAACGCGCCGGGCAAAAGCCCAGGCCCAGCCGGCUCUCGGCAGCCUCCCGCAUGGCCGGCCGCAGCAGCCAGUAAAGAACAACACCGUCGACAUGCCGCUAUAGGCUAUAGCACAUACUGAACAUACUGUGUGUACAUAGGAAAGAAAUUCCCCGAAUAAUUCCGGUCGCUGUAUAGAAGGAAGAUCGGUGGAGAUCAGGCCGGAAGGUUGGAGUUUUAAUACCCAAUUCGAUCCCGGCCUAGUCUAUUAGCUAGCCUGAAGCCUGUAGAUACUGUACAUAGAGUGAGCGUCUUCUUCCUCCCCGCUCCGCUGCACAUAGAGUGAGUUCGUCCUCUCUGCUCCACUUGUACAUAGAGUGAGCUCUCUGCCCGUUGUGUAUAGCCCUUGAUUUUGGUUCUGGAUAUACAUCAAUACUACAUGAGUGACAAAUUGGAGACAGAUA
This is a messenger RNA of Hordeum vulgare subsp. vulgare (domesticated barley), 1183 nucleotides long. RefSeq lists its product as uncharacterized. NCBI's taxonomy places the organism in Eukaryota, Viridiplantae, Streptophyta, Magnoliopsida, Poales, Poaceae. The record is from RefSeq and is a predicted model, not a curated record. The transcript has a single exon. The coding region runs from base 264 to 815 and encodes 183 amino acids.